Peromyscus leucopus (white-footed mouse) is the source of this 4702-nucleotide messenger RNA. It is a transcript of the gene Hif1a, whose product is annotated as hypoxia inducible factor 1 subunit alpha. Gene Ontology annotation, molecular function: protein dimerization activity; DNA-binding transcription factor activity, RNA polymerase II-specific; RNA polymerase II transcription regulatory region sequence-specific DNA binding. Lineage: Eukaryota; Metazoa; Chordata; Mammalia; Rodentia; Cricetidae. The transcript has 15 exons. The record is from RefSeq and is a predicted model, not a curated record. The coding region runs from base 340 to 2835 and encodes 831 amino acids. Gene Ontology annotation, cellular component: nucleus. Gene Ontology annotation, biological process: regulation of transcription by RNA polymerase II; cellular response to hypoxia.
CCGCUGCCUCAGCGUCUCAGUGCACAGAAGCCUCCUCGUCUGAGGGGACGCGAGGACCGUCCUCGCCGCCGUCGCGGGCAGUGUCUGGCCAGGCCCUGACAAGCGAGCCCGAGGACCUCGCGCCCGAGGAGCCCGAGCCGGAGCUCCCAGCGAGCACAGCCUGCAGCUCCCGCCGCCUCGCCGUCCCGGGGUUGGGGAGGGUUGGAGGGGGCGUCUCGCCUUCGCACCCCGCCUCUGGACUUGCCCCUUUCUCUGCGCGUGCGGACCGAGCCAGCGCUUAGGCCGGAGCGAAGCCCGGGGCCCGCCGGCCGGGAAGGCACCGCGGGGCACCGAUUCGCCAUGGAGGGCGCCGGCGGCGAGAACGAGAAGAAAAAUAGGAUGAGUUCUGAACGUCGAAAAGAAAAGUCUAGAGAUGCAGCAAGAUCUCGGCGAAGCAAAGAGUCGGAAGUUUUUUAUGAGCUUGCUCAUCAGCUGCCACUUCCCCACAAUGUGAGCUCACAUCUUGAUAAAGCUUCUGUUAUGAGGCUCACCAUCAGUUACUUACGUGUGAGGAAACUUCUGGAUGCUGGUGAUCUGGACAUUGAAGAUGAAAUGAAAGCACAGAUGAACUGCUUCUAUUUGAAAGCCCUGGAUGGCUUUGUUAUGGUGCUCACAGACGAUGGUGACAUGAUUUACAUUUCUGAUAACGUCAACAAAUACAUGGGGUUAACUCAGUUUGAACUAACUGGACACAGUGUGUUUGAUUUUACUCAUCCAUGUGACCAUGAGGAAAUGAGAGAAAUGCUUACACACAGAAAUGGCCCAGUGAAAAAAGGUAAAGAACAAAACACCCAACGAAGCUUUUUUCUCAGAAUGAAAUGUACCCUAACUAGCCGGGGGAGAACAAUGAACAUAAAGUCUGCGACGUGGAAGGUGCUUCACUGCACAGGCCAUAUUCACGUAUAUGAUACCAACAGUAACCAACCUCAGUGUGGGUACAAGAAACCACCCAUGACAUGCUUGGUGCUGAUUUGUGAACCCAUCCCUCAUCCAUCAAAUAUUGAAAUUCCUUUAGAUAGCAAGACUUUUCUCAGUCGACACAGCCUGGAUAUGAAAUUUUCUUACUGUGAUGAAAGAAUUACUGAGUUGAUGGGUUAUGAGCCAGAAGAACUUUUGGGCCGCUCAAUUUAUGAAUAUUAUCAUGCUUUGGACUCUGAUCAUCUGACCAAAACUCAUCAUGAUAUGUUUACUAAAGGACAAGUCACCACAGGACAGUACAGAAUGCUUGCCAAAAGAGGUGGAUAUGUCUGGGUUGAAACUCAAGCAACUGUCAUAUAUAAUACGAAGAACUCUCAGCCACAGUGCAUCGUGUGUGUGAACUAUGUUGUGAGUGGUAUUAUUCAGCACGACUUGAUUUUCUCCCUUCAACAAACAGAAUGUGUCCUCAAACCAGUUGAAUCUUCAGAUAUGAAAAUGACUCAGCUGUUCACCAAAGUGGAAUCAGAGGAUACCAGCUGCCUCUUUGAUAAGCUUAAGAAAGAACCCGAUGCUCUGACUCUGCUGGCCCCGGCUGCUGGGGACACGAUCAUAUCUCUAGAUUUUGGCAGCGAUGACACAGAAACUGAAGACCAACAACUUGAAGAUGUUCCAUUAUAUAAUGAUGUAAUGUUCCCAUCUAAUAAUGAAAAAUUAACAAAUAUAAAUCUGGCAAUGUCUCCAUUACCUGCCUCUGAAACGCCAAAGCCACUUCGAAGUAGUGCUGAUCCUGCACUGAAUCAAGAAGUCGCAUUAAAAUUAGAGCCAAGUCCAGAGUCACUGGAACUUUCUUUCACCAUGCCCCAGAUUCCAGAUCAGCCCGCAAGUCCUUCUGAUGGGAGCACCAGACAAAGUUCACCUGAGCCUAACAGUCCCAGUGAAUAUUGUUUUGAUGUGGAUAGUGAUAUGGUCAAUGUAUUCAAGUUGGAACUGGUGGAAAAACUGUUUGCCGAAGAUACAGAAGCAAAGAAUCCAUUUUCAACUCAGGACACCGAUUUAGACUUGGAGAUGCUGGCCCCUUAUAUCCCGAUGGAUGAUGAUUUCCAGUUGCGUUCCUUCGAUCAGUUGUCGCCAUUAGAGAGCAGUUCCUCUAGCCCUCCAAGUGUCAGCACAGUUACAGUGUUCCAGCAGACCCAGCUACAGAAACCCACCAUUACUGCCACUGCUGCCACACCUGCCACCACCACCACCGCCCCCACUGAUGAAGUGAAAGCAGUGACGAAGGACACUCUGGAAGACAUUAAAAUACUGAUUGCAUCUCCACCUUCCACCCCUGUACCUCAAGAAACGACAGCUGCUCCCGCACCAGCAUACAGUGCUCCUCACAGUCGGACAGCCUCACCAGACAGAGCAGGGAAGAGAGUCAGAGAACACACAGAGAAAGCUCAUCCAAGGAGCCCGAACGGAUCUGUCACUUUGAGUCAAAGAAAUACUGUUCCUGAGGAAGAAUUAAACCCAAAGAUAAUAGCUUUGCAGAAUGCCCAGAGAAAGCGAAAAAUGGAACAAGAUGGCUCCCUUUUCCAAGCAGCGGGAAUUGUGAGUGGAACAUUAUUGCAGCAACCAGGUGACCGUGCUCCCACUACGUCACUUUCUUGGAAACGUGUGAAAGGAUGCAAAUCAAGUGAACAGAAUGGAAUGGAGCAAAAGACAAUUAUUUUAAUACCCUCUGAUUUAGCAUGCAGACUGCUGGGGCAAUCAAUGGAUCAGAGUGGAUUACCACAGCUGACCAGUUAUGAUUGUGAAGUUAAUGCUCCCAUACAAGGCAGCAGAAACCUACUGCAGGGUGAAGAAUUACUCAGAGCUUUGGAUCAAGUUAACUGAGCUUUCAGAAUCUCAUUCCUUUUAUUGUUUCUUUUUUGUUCAGUUAUUGUUAUUGUUGUUUGUUUGGGUUUUUUGUUUCUGUUGGUUAUUUUUGGACACUGGUGGCUCAGCAGUCUAUUUAUAUUUUCUAUAUCUAAUUUUAGAAGCCUGGCUACAAUACUGCACAAACUCAGAUAGUUUAGUUUUGAUCCCCUUUCUACUUAAUUUUCAUUAAUGCUCUUUUUACUACAUUCUUUUAAUGCCAGAUCACAGCACAUUCACAUUUCCUCAGUAUUUUCACCAUUGCAUUGCAGUAGUGUCAUUUAAAAUGCACCUUUUUAUUUAUUUAUUUUUGGUGAGGGAGUUUGUCCCUUAUUGAAUUAUUUUUAAUGAAAUGCCAAUAUAAUUUUUUUAAGAAAGCAGUAAAUCUUCAUCAUGAUCAUAGGCAGUUGAAAAUUUUUUACUCAUUUUUUUCAUGUUUUACAUGAAAAUAAUGCUUUGCCAGCAGUAUAUGGUAGCCACAAUUGCACAAUAUAUUUUCUUAAAAAUACCAGCAGUUACUCAUGCAAUAUAUUCUGCAUUUAUAAAACUAGUUUUUAAGAAGAAAUUUUUUUUGGCCUAUGAAAUUGUUAAGCCUGGAUCAUGACACUGUUGAUCUUAUAAUGAUUCUUAAACUGUAUGGUUUCUUUAUAUGGGUAAAGCCAUUUACAUGAUAUAGAGAGAUAUGCAUAUAUCCAGAAGGUAUGUGGCAUUUAUUUGGAUAAAAUUCUCAAUUCAGAGAAAUUAUCUGAUGUUUCUUUAGUUACUUUACCAGCUCAAAAUAAAACGGUUCCCUAUGUAGUUGUGGAAGCUUAUGCUAAUACUGUGUAAUUAAUAUUAAACAUAAAUGUUCUGCCCACCCUGUUGGUAUAAAGACAUUUUGAGCAUACUGUCAGCAACAAAAAAAUCAUGCAUCGUUAGUAAAAUUGCCUAGUAUGUUAAUUUGUUCAAAAUAUGAUGUUUGCUUUUAUGCACUUUGUCGCUAUUAACAUCCUUUUUUCAUAUAGAUUUCAAUAAUUGAGUGAUUUUUUUUUUAGAAGCAUUAUUUUAGGAAUAUAGAGUUGUCAUAGUAAACAUCUUGUUUUUUCUAUGUACAUUGUAUAAAUUUUUCAUUCCCUUGUUCUUUGUGGUUGGUUGGGUCUAACACUAACUGUACUGUUUUGUUACAUCAAAUAAACAUCUUUUGUGGACCAGGCCCCCUUGGGUCAGCUUUUAUGUUUAAAUAACAUUUUGUUUCAACAUUUCCAGCUCAUAAAGUGAUUUCUCACAAAUUUAAGUUCUUUAUAAAAAUUACACUGUACAUUUCUGCACUCAUUAUUGUCAUUAUCUAAUGUAUGAUGUGUUCCCAACUGUCAUGUUAAAUAAUGACAAAUCAUAAUAUUGCACUGUAAAGAGAACUUUUUUAGAAAUUUGCCAUUAUAAAUUUAUCAGUCUAUUAAAAUAUAAAAUACAAAACUUCAGCAUUUUCAGUAUGAAUGGCAUAAGUGAAGCAAAUCAUGAAACAUCAUAAUCAUAUAUUGUUGUAAGAGCUCCAGGUUCCUCCUAAUUUCUAGUCUGUUUCCAUUAGCAGAUAAAUAAAGCUAGAGCUGAAAUAAGACAGUUCCCUAAGCUCCAAGGGUACUUAGGUGGCAGGUCAAAGAAUCCUAUGUCCAUCCUAAUGUCUUAGAACAUUAUCUUGGUUGGUUUGGUUUUAAUGAGAUGGGUACAUGACACAUUAAUAUGCAGAUGUGGUUUACAGCUAAUCGUACAUUACCUGGUGUUUCUUUACUUUGCCAGAUCAAAAGAAAACAGUAUUCUGUAAUUGUGAAUUUUAGAAACUUCCAAAUAAAUACCAAAUAUCUUCCAGCUA